Molecule: messenger RNA, 2183 nt
Organism: Phyllopteryx taeniolatus (common seadragon)
Lineage: Eukaryota; Metazoa; Chordata; Actinopteri; Syngnathiformes; Syngnathidae
Product: phospholipid scramblase 2
Exons: 7
Coding region: 159-845 (228 amino acids)
Biological process (GO): plasma membrane phospholipid scrambling
Cellular component (GO): plasma membrane
Molecular function (GO): phospholipid scramblase activity
Source: RefSeq, a predicted model, not a curated record
CAUGACAGUGACAAGUGGAGCGCGCGCGCGUGCGGAUGCUCCUCUCGCCGCCUGACGUGACGUCGGACGUCUUCGUCACGUUUCACCCACUUAUUGGCCGAGAAACGCGCAAUAUUGUGGACCUGGGUCCCGUUUGAGCGUCGUUGUGUUGAGAAGACAUGAACAUGUACGAGGUUCCCAGCCCGGGAAUACCAGGCUGUCCGGCUGGAUUGGAAUACCUAACUCAGGUGGACCAGCUGCUCAUCAAACAGAAGGUAGAGCUGGUUGAAGCUCUCGUCGGAUUCGAGAGCAACAACAAGUACGAGGUGCGCAACUCUCUGGGCCAGAACGUGUUUUAUGCCGUCGAGGAGAACGACUGCCUGAGUCGACAGUGCUGCGGUCCCAUGCGCCCCUUCUCCAUCCACGUGCUUGACAACUUUGGACAGGAGAUCAUCACAGUCACCCGCCCGCUCAAGUGCAUGUCCUGCUUCUUCCCGUGCUGUCUACAAGAGUUGGAGGUGCAGGCCCCCCCAGGCAACACGGUGGGCUACGUAGUGCAACAGUGGCACCCCUUCUCCCCGAAAUUCAUCGUUGCUAAUGAACACGCAGAGCCCGUCCUCAAGAUCCACGGGCCCUUCUGCGGAUGGAGCUGCCUUCCAGAUGUGGACUUCGAGAUCCUGACCAUGGAUGAGGUCAGCAAGAUUGGGAAAAUCAGCAAGCAAUGGACAGGCCUCCUUCGGGAAGUGUUCACCGAUUCCGACAACUUUGGAAUCCAGUUUCCGAUGGACCUGGACGUGAGGAUGAAAGCAGUCAUGAUCGGGGCAUGUUUUCUCAUUGAUUUCAUGUUUUUUGAGACGACUAACUAAGGAGUUUUACAAAAUGCUAUCAUGCAACGCUGCUGGAAGGAAUGAGGCCACGAAGUCCCGCAAAGUGAGCUGACCCCAAUGCCAUAAUUUGUCACGACUGUCCUCCAACGAAUCGUGUAAGGAAAAGAACGUUUAAAGUUCUAAGAAAGUACGCCGUGAAGAUGCAUGGAUGCGGAGAACAAGGUUUGUUUUAGUCUUUCGGUACUACGUUUUUUUGUUGUUGUUUUUUUUUUUUUUACUUUUUUGGCUUGUGCUCACAUUGGGACGCCUCAGUUAUGAUGGAAAUCACUGGAAUUGUUUUUUUUUUUCUUUUUGUAAUGCUUUAGUAAGACUGCAUAGCUUUAUGUGGCAAGGUCCUAUUGAUACAGAUGUUAAUUCCAAUAGCAAACUACAUGUUUUAACGUAAAAAAAAAGGACUUAAGUGUGUUUAUUUUCAACAGCGCAAUGUGUUUCUGCACUGCUUUAUAUGUGUGUGAUUUAAGUGAACGGUUAAGUGGAAUUUAAAUACAAUGAUUUGAAACAAUCAAAAGAAUAUGAGUAAUAAGGAUUUAAAGCGUAUGUUUCAGCCUGGUCCACAUGAGGUCGCUAGAUUUUCAUGUAAGGCACAUUCGCAAUGACCUCUAAAUCUGCUUUGUGCCAUGUUUUUAUUGCGAGACCAGUGAAUAUUUUUCGGACAACCUCAGGUUUGAAAUGCAUGCUACUUGAAUUUAGUGUCAGUGACUGCUCACUCACUUGCAACUGACGAUGGAUUGUACACAUAAAAAACAAGAACAUCUUGUUUUCUUCUAAAUAGUUCUAUUUUAUAUGUUGAGUCAACAUUUGGUUCACUGUAUAGUACAUGUAUUGUAGCAAGAACUCAAGUAUAAGUUACAAAAGUAAUUACUGAUAUUAUGAGUCAAUUGUGUAGGUUGAUAUUUUUCUUUGCCUUGGUUGAAAAAAAAAGUGAGUUCAGUUAAACAAUAGCUUUCUUUAUUUAUAUGGAAAUGUUUGUAUUUUGCAAAAAACAAUUUUUGUCAAGUAUAUUUUAUUGAUAUUGUGGGUGAGUUUUGCUGUCUGUUACAAUUUCAUGUCAAAUAGUUGGUGGAAUAAUUUAUAGAAAUGUGUGAUUAGCAUUAUUUAUGUCUCGUGGUGGAUAAUAGAUGCUACGGAACCUUCAGGCUUUGUGUUAAAACCUACUUUGUGGGUAAAAUACUCUGAAAAUGUCACAAAUUGAAAGUACUAAUCUGUUUUGGAGAAACACUGAGCGCACAUAAACAAUGGAAUUACCAAUGAAUGUGAAUAAACUUUUAAAUGGCGCAAACAGUCAAUGGAAAUGUCAAUAAAAAUUCUUUGGAAUCA